AUGGCGCAUCUGAACGCAUCGGCUCCAAGCCAGGGGAAACCAUCGCGGACAGUAUGUUACCAAAACAUCGAUCGAUUCGCGUCAGCUGGAGGAUCAGAAUUAUCCUCUUCGGGUUUUGGGCAGCCUGACAGCGCCCAGGAUGCCAAGCCGGCAAUCGCAGUCGUGUGUGAAGCCCAAGAAGCUCCGCACGCUCCGCUCAGUGGUGGGAUUAUGGUCCGGGUCAAGUUACGAUUGUCUGUGCGCGCAUCGAAUACCUCCAAACGGACGAGCUGGCGAACGAGCAGCUUUCUCCGCUUUUCAGGCCCCGAAAGGCCCAACGGAUCCACAGGGUCCAAACUCCAAACUCCAAACGGCUGGGGAUGGGAGUGUGGCCAAUGGGUAGCCCAGGGUGCCUCAAAUAGAGCCUUGGAAAUGACCAUCGAAUCUUGA
Molecule: messenger RNA, 429 nt
Organism: Penicillium canariense
Lineage: Eukaryota; Fungi; Ascomycota; Eurotiomycetes; Eurotiales; Aspergillaceae
Exons: 2
Coding region: 1-429 (142 amino acids)
Source: RefSeq, a predicted model, not a curated record